Nicrophorus vespilloides is the source of this 768-nucleotide messenger RNA. Its product is annotated as pupal cuticle protein 20-like. The record is from RefSeq and is a predicted model, not a curated record. Gene Ontology annotation, cellular component: chitin-based extracellular matrix. The transcript has 3 exons. Gene Ontology annotation, molecular function: structural constituent of chitin-based larval cuticle. Bases 1 to 768 code for a protein of 255 amino acids. Lineage: Eukaryota; Metazoa; Arthropoda; Insecta; Coleoptera; Silphidae.
AUGAAGACCACCGCAUUAUUCGUUGCUUUGGUUGGCCUUUUGGCUGUAUGCCAUGCCCAAACUUUCCGCAAAUUCUCGAGAUUCGAGAACACCAACGCCGGACAAUACAGUCCAUCCAACGAUGGCCAAUACCGCCCAGACAACUCCGGACAGUACAAGAACAACGAUGGACAAUACCACCCAGAUGCCUCUGGACAAUACGUUCACCAAGACAACAAGUACAACCAUCAAGAUGAUAAAUACAAGCACCAAAACAACAACUACCAAGAUACAUUCAACAAGUACGGAAACGGUAAUGGAAACGGUCAAUACCAUGGACAACACGGAGGACAACAUGGUGGACAACACGGAGGAAACCAAGGACAAUCUGGUAACCAAGGAGGACACUUCGUUAACGGUGGAAACAACUUUGGACAUGGUAACGGUAUCCACGGAUCCGCUGCUGGUAAAUACGAGAACAGGAACUACGCCAUCAUCCGUGACAUCAAGAAUGUUGAUGUAGAUGGUUACCACUACUUGUACGAAACCGAAAACGGAAUCCUCGCCGAAGAACAAGGAAAAUUGGCUAAUGUAGGAACCGAUGCUGAGGGUAUGCGCGCCAACGGUUUCUUCACCUACACCGGACCAGACGCUGUUGAAUACACCGUCAAAUACACCGCUGAUGAGAACGGAUUUUUACCAGAGGCUCAACAUUUGCCAACUCCACCACCAGUCCCAGAGCUCAUCGUCAGGGCUUUGGAAUACCAAAGAGCCCAGGGUACUUUGUAA